AUGCCACGACGGGCUCGACAGGAAUCCUCCCCAGAGUACGCAGAAGAACCUUCGUCUGACGAGUACGAAGCCCCAGCACGAGACUCCGACUCUGAUUUCGAAGUGAGCCCUAAAAAGAAAGCUCGAACGUCGACUGGUGGACGGGGCCGAGGACGUGGAAGAGGUCGAGGGCGCGGAAAGUCAACGGCGAAGUCUCCUGGUCGAGGACGCGGCCGUGGACGCGGCAGAGGGCGUGGUCGUCCAGCAAAGGCAAAGAGGGAUAGCGAAGAUGAUGAUUUGUCCGAGAAUUCGGACUCUAACGAUGUUCCAGAGCCCACUAGAAAGUCCAGUCGUAGGAGUGCUUCACGAAAAGAGGCCUCGGAUGCGGAAGAGAAAGGAAGUGGAUUGGCGGCCGGCAGAUCCCGUCGACGAGCUUCUGCUGCUCGAUUUAGCUACGCCGACGACGACGACUCCAACGAAAGUGAUGCUGAAAAAAGUGCGGAAUCCGCCGAAGCUUCGGAGGAGGAAGCCAUGGAGACCGAUGGCUCUCCUGAAACUGAUGCCCUUUCUGACGCCAUAGAAGAGAAAGCGGAGGGAGCCAAGAAGUCUGAUCAGAAGGUCGACGAACCAGAGAACGAAGAAACAGCCGAUAAGACGGUUGAAAUUGAAAAGAAAGCAGAGAUCACUGACAAGGCUGAAGCUGCUCCUGCCGCCCCCUCUGACGAACCUGUUUCCUUUGCAGAAAAAGUUGACGAGUCGGCGAAAGAAGCCGUCCCAGAGCCAGUCAAAGAAGAAGCGCCCGCAGAAACGAAAGAAGCUCCAUCCGAGCCAGCGAAAGAAGCUUCAUCCGAGCCAGAGGAAGAGGCUCCAUCCGAGCCAGCAAAACAAGCUCCAUCCGAGCCAGCAAAAGAUGUCCCAUCCGAACCUGCGAAAGAAGUCCCAUCCGAGCCUGUCAAAGAAACUGCUUCUGAGCCAGUCAAUGAAGCUCACGUCGACUCAGUGAAUCAAGCUGAGACACCGAAACCAUCGGAGAAGGAAGAGACCAUUCCUGCUCCUCAGGCCGCCGAAGACGCCGAAGAAGCUAGUAAAGCAAUCGAAAAAGAAAUAAAGCCGGUCGAGGCUGCUAUCACGCCAGCUGUUCCCUCUAAAACGAGUGAGCCUCCCGCUGAAGCCAAAACGGAAUCUGUCAAUGGCGAAACAGAAAAGAAGGAUGUUGAACCAACACCCGAAGAUAAGAUACUGCCCCAGGUUGAAACGCCGUCAGAGCCAGUCGCCGCUGACAAGUCUUCCAAGUCAACGCCUUUAGAGAAAGCUAAAGUCGAUGACAUCAAAGAAUCUGUCCCCACUGAAGUUCCUUCUAAACAACAAGUUGACAUUCCUAAAAUCAGCAGUGGCGAGAAGAGUGGUUCUGUGAUCGUCGCGCCAGCUGCGAAUGGCGAGGCAGAGAAGAAACCGGAAUCAACGACGAUUGCAACCCCAUCCGUCAUCGUAUCAACUAUCCAGGCGCAGAAAUAG
Molecule: messenger RNA, 1494 nt
Organism: Oikopleura dioica
Lineage: Eukaryota; Metazoa; Chordata; Appendicularia; Copelata; Oikopleuridae
Source: the annotation of a GenBank genome assembly